CACAUUCUCUCGCGCAUGCACGCCGCGAACCUCCUCCUCCUCCUGCUGCUGCUGCUGCAUCUCAGACUCCAGUCUCCGUGCGCUGUUGCCGCAGACCAUGGCACCUUGGCUCCAGCUUAGCUCUUUCUUCUUCGCUCUGAUCGCCUGCUUCAAGGCUCACCAGCUGGCUGGGGCUGCUGGAGGACAGAGCAGCAGGCGGGGGCCCGCGGCCGACGCGUGUGGUUGGAGGGUGCUGCCAUCAGUCAGCAAGAACAGUGGAAUGCUUAAUAUCACCUUUAAAUAUGACAAUUGCACUCCUUAUUUUAAUUCAGUGGGAAAACAUGUGAUUGGAGAUGUACAAAAUAUAACAAUUAGCCAGUAUGCAUGUUCUGAACAAGUUGCAGUUACAAUCCUUUGGACAGCAAAUCUACUUGGGAUUGAAUUCCUGAAAGGAUUUCGAGUAGUACUUGAAGAGUUAAAAUCAGAGGGAAGACAGUGUCAGCAAAUGGUUUUAAAAGACCCAAAGCAGCUCAACUCUGGUUUUAAAAGAACAGGAAUGGAAUCUCAGCCUUUCCUAAAUCUGAAAUUUGAAACUGAUUAUUUUGUAAAGAUUGUUCCUUUUCCUUCCAUUAAAAAUGAAAGUAAUUACCACCCAUUUUUCUUCAGAACUCGACCAUGUGAAUUGUUGCUACAGCCAGAAAACCUUGCCUGCAAACCCUUCUGGAAGCCCAGGAAUCUGAAUAUUACCCAACAAGGUUUUAACAUGCAAGUGUCUUUCGAUCAUGCACCUCACAACUUCGGCUUUAAAUAUUACUAUCUUCACUACAAACUUAAGGAUGAAGGAUCCUUUAAACAAAAGACCUGCAGACAAGAACAAAGCAUGGAUAUCACAAGUUGUGUUCUUCAGAAUGUAGCUCCAGGGGAUUACAUCAUUGAGCUGGUAGAUGACACCAACACAACAAGGAAAACAAUGCAAUAUGCACUAAAGCCAGUACAUUCCCCGUGGGCUGGACCAAUAAGGGCCAUUGCCAUUACUGUUCCUUUAGUUGUCAUCUCCGCAUUUGCAACGCUUUUCACAGUGAUGUGCCGUAAAAAACAACAAGAAAAUAUAUAUUCCCAUUUAGAUGAGGAAAGCUCAGAAUCUUCCACAUAUGCUGCAGCGCUCCAUGUGGAAAGGCUCCGUCCCCGACCAAAAGUGUUCAUCUGCUAUUCCAGUAAAGAUUGCCAGAAACACAUAAGUGUCGUUCAGUGCUUCGCUUAUUUUCUUCAGGACUUCUGUGGCUGUGAGGUUGCAUUGGAUUUAUGGGAAGACUUAAAAAAUUGUAAGGAAGGGCAGAAAGAAUGGCUUAUUCAAAAAAUCAGUGAGUCCCAAUUUAUCAUCAUUGUGUGUUCCAAAGGAAUGAAAUACUUUGUGGAAAAAAAGAACUGGAAGCACAAGGGAUCAACCAGAGAUGCUGAGAAAGGAGAACUCUUUCUGUUUGCCAUAUCUAUCAUUGCAGAGAAGCUGCGUCAGGCAAAGCAGAAUUCAAAUGACCUCUGCAAAUUCAUUGCAGUCUACUUUGACUACUCCUGUGAAGGUGACAUUCCUGGCAUUGUGGAUCUAAGUACAAAGUACAAGCUCAUGGAUAACCUUCCUCAGCUUUACUCUCAUUUACACUCCAGAGAUCUGAGCCUUCAGGAUUCCGAGUUGUACCCUGUAAAUAUUAGCAAAAGAAACUACUUCAGGAGCAAAUCUGGACGGUCCCUUUAUGUUGCCAUUUGCAAUAUGCACCAGUUCAUUGAUCAGGAGCCUGACUGGUUUGAGAAACAACUAAUUCCUUUUCCUCAACCUUCUUUACAUUACCAAAAGCCUAUGAUGGAAAAAUUUGACUCAGGCUUGGUUUUAAAUGACUUAGUGAGUAAACAGGUGACUGAUGGGGACUUCUACUUGAAAACAGAUAUAACUAUUAUCCCUGCUGUAAGUUCAGACUCUCACUGUAUAAUUCAGCACUUUAACCUUGGAGAAGAUGCAGAGACUCGGGACAUUCAAGAUGGUAGCUGUGUUCUUCAGCCAUUGUUGCAUGUUGUAAAAGCAGCCAAUCUUCCAGAUAUGCCCCGGGAUUCUGGAAUCUAUGAUUCUUCUGUUCCUUCAUCUGAAUUAUCUUUACCUUUAAUGGAAGGACUUUUGACAGACCAAACUGAAACCUCUUCCAUUACGGAGAGUGUCUCUUCAUCUUCAGGUUUAGGAGAAGAAGAACUCCCUGUGCUCACUGCUACAAAAUCCCUAGUCCCUGGAAUAUGUAAAGCAGAACUUCAUUGCCACAUCCAUACCAAUGAACUGGAGGCAAUUGCACCUUUAUAAUAAGUUACAAGAUUAUUAAGCAUUGCCACUUUAUCAAUAUGUUCCGUUUGUUGUUACCCACCACAUCACCCCAACUGCUAAACCCACUUGAAGGAACAAAUGCUUCUUUGAAGGAUAUCUGCUAUUGCUAAGGGACUUUGUGGCCAGUAGCUGUUUACCUGUAAUUCUUUUUAUAGACUCAUUUUUUUUGAAAAUGUAGCAUUGAAAGAGAUGAAGAUACACUUUUAAAUUACCAGUUUAAAUUGCAUGAUGAAAUUAUAUUCUUUACAGAUACCACAAUCAAAAUAACUUCUAAUAUUUUUAUUAGAAAUAUUUGUUACUGAACAUACAAUAAUUAAUCACAUUUGGCUUGGUUUGUCGACCAUCUUAAUGGCACAUUGUGUUUUCUAGCAGAAAUUCUGGUUUUAAAUGGUGAAAUAUUUAAUGGUAUGAGUGUGUUAGUAAAUAAUCAGUAGGGUUUUUGUGUCAGGAGUCAUGAUCUUAAAAUGCCAAAGGCCAGACCUAGUAAAAGUAUGAAAAUGACCUGCAAAUAUAGAAAUAAUUACAGAUGAUUUUUAUAGAUUGUGCCUUGUGUUGUACUAAAAGCAGAAUUCUUACUAUUGUCCUUGUCUUUGGAAAUUUAAAAAUACUUGGGUCAAAGGAGGUAGAAUAAUUUAAGAGAAAAUCCGGCUUCACGAUUUGCAGGUGUGGAGAACUGUCAGGUUUGUGCAGUUCCAUUGCAGAAGGGAGCAAAGACUGCCUGGACACCAGGCAAGAAGUUUGCAGCUGCUAUGCACAGCAAAGCUAAGCUCUAGAGGCAGGUGACUGGACAGGUCACAGCCUAUUACUUUGUGCAGAACUAAAGAUUUGGGUGAAUUCCUAGCUUCAUUUAAAUCAAUGGCAAAAUUAUUACUGUCCUCAGUGAGGCCAGGGCUUCACCCUUGACCUUUAGCAAUCAUUUUCAGAGAUGAAUUGAUGAAUAUGUUGCAAACUAACAUUAGUAUUUUCUUAUUUUGCUACACAGUCCAGCUAAUCUUAACCAGGUCUUGAAGUUAUAGAUAGUCUGGGGAGAUACCACAAUCAGAUUAAUUUUAGUCAAAUAUGUUUUUUUCCCAACAAGUAGUGGAUAGAAGCCUAAUUUGGGGCGGUGGAGGGCGGGGAGAAUUGAAGACAUAAGCUUUGUGUACAGACUGUAGAAAAUAGCAAAUCUCCAUGGAUUUUUAUUUUUAAUUAAAUGGAAGCAUAAAACUGAAAGAAAUACUGUUUAAUUUACUUUACAGUGAUUAUUUUACAAAGCUAGCCACUCUGAUUUUUAAAUUCAGAAAAAUUGCAUACAUAUGGGAAAUGAAGAUGGGGAAUUACUACUGAGUUUGCAAGAAUUCUGUUUUUCCCCUGAAGAGGUCAUGAGCAAAAGAUCUUGUAAAAAUAUUUUUAAAACCAAAUAUGUUGAUAUACAUUCCAGAGAUUAGUUUUCUACUAUUUUCAUGUGUUAGUAAAAUCCAGACAGAAUGUAAAUGGUGAAAGAAUCCCUUUUGUUACUACUAGACUCUACACAUUGGUUGAAAUGUGAUAAUUUUAUGUGUUUAUAAAAUAUAAAUUUUUUCUGAAGGUGAAAAAGUGAUAAGCUUAAGGAUGCAAGAUGUAGCUAUAUGUUCAACAUUUACAUCGAUAGGUUUAGUUUCCAUAUUUUGUACAUGUAUAUGAACUGUUGACAAUAGACACCUCCUGAUAUCUGAUUUUUAUGAUAGCAUAAUUUAGAAGUUAAAACCUCAAAAUAAAAAGUCAUAAGACAUG
Messenger RNA from Pelodiscus sinensis (Chinese soft-shelled turtle), 4093 nucleotides. The record is from RefSeq and is a predicted model, not a curated record. Lineage: Eukaryota; Metazoa; Chordata; Testudines; Trionychidae.